AUGGCUGCUACAGCAACUGCAUCCUCUGCGGGUCCCCGAUAUGCACCGGAGGACCCGACUCUCCCCAAACCAUGGAGAGGUUUGGUUGAUGGUAAAACUGGCUACCUUUAUUUUUGGAAUCCGGAGACCAAUGUUACUCAGUAUGAGAGGCCUACUCUGCCAAAGUCUUCUCCAAUACCCAUCAUUUCUUCUGUUCAAGUUCACCAGUCUUCUCGUCGGGGGUACAGCCCCCUGUUAAGGAAGAUGAUAGGUAUGGAAGACCCAACAAUGCUGCAUCAAAACCUGAUGCUUUAA
This is a messenger RNA of Dovyalis caffra, 294 nucleotides long. The record is from the annotation of a GenBank genome assembly. NCBI's taxonomy places the organism in Eukaryota, Viridiplantae, Streptophyta, Magnoliopsida, Malpighiales, Salicaceae.